This is a messenger RNA of Amoebophrya sp. A120, 3044 nucleotides long. NCBI's taxonomy places the organism in Eukaryota, Dinophyceae, Syndiniales, Amoebophryaceae. The record is from the annotation of a GenBank genome assembly.
GAGUUACUUACUAUAAACUUUAACUUUUUUGGAAGAUACUACCGACACACCAAACUCCAACCCACCUUCUGUUCAACAGAAUAGCUGCUGAACAUCAAGAGAAUUUGAAUUGCUUCAAGAAGUACAACUAAGACUAACUAGCGUGCCCUUCUUUAUUCUUGUGUUAUCCUGAGUAAAAACGUACCCACACCAGAGUCAGGAUGGGGAUUUUGCAACACAAACCUAGGAGUUUUGUGAGUCACGCACGACAAGUUGCGCUCUGCAGUGUAGUGCAGGUUAGCAAGUGCAGCCGCGUCACAGAUUCAUCUGCUCAUCCUUUUCACAGCAUCACAAAUUCCAAAACACGAUUGAAAAUGGCUCUCAUGCGGAUGCGCAUUACAAGUCUUCCUGUCUUUGCAAAUCUGCAUUACAACUCUGGUAUGGGUACGUUUUUCCUCAGGAUAUGUGUGCGCUCAUACUUACGUGAAGAUCAGUAGACUUUCACCAGGAAAAAUACAGAAGAAGAAUUUCCACCUCCAGGAAUAAUAAUUAUUAAAGUAGGACUGGAAAACUGCACGGAGUCUAGUACAACUUGGGCUCCUUACAACUUAGUUUACUUCACUACGGUCAUGCCCAUUAUGUUGCGGAGCAAGACUAGCGCCGCUGCGCUGAUGGCAGCCGCAGCGAGUUUAUCAAAUGCAAAAAUGUCUGGGUCUGGAACUACACAGCAACUUGUCAUGCUCAAUCUGAAUCAUGUAAAAAUCUGUGUUGCAUGAUUACCAAAAGCUGUUCACUUUUGAGCUAAUCGAGAGGCAGUUUCUCGUGCAGGAUAGGCAUGAUAGAACACUCACAGAAUCUGUCAUGCUAUGUCGUACAUACCAGAUACGACCUCGUGGGUCAUGGAAAACCUGCAUGACAAGUCUGGCACUCAUCUUCCAGACCCAGACACUUUGGCAGUUGAUAGAGUUUUCCCACCUGCGCGGUUGUGCCAGUGGAGGCCGUCAUGAUGCCGAUUCCUUCUCGUACUUCUACACCACAACCCGACACUAUGGAGAGAAAAAAAGUUGUCACAGUCACUAACUUCUUGCAGGUUUUGCAUUACAAUUUUUUUUAGCAUGAUCACAACUUUUCCUUGUAUUGCAGAAGCACUAGGGAUGAAACAAAUCCCUUACGGAGCGUGGUUGUGAUGCAUUUUCACGCAUGACAGAGGAUUUUGCAUUGCAAAAAUGCGCAUGGGUGAUCGUGGCGAAGAACUUUUUUUGUUUGAUAGACAAGGCGGGGCCGCCGUACAAGGACGAAGCCGCGGUCACGACCGACGUUCCUGAUAUCAAGUGUAAAAAUCCCUGGAUGUCUGGAAGAAUGCAACUUGUCAUGCUAAAUCUGAAGCAUGCAAAAAUCUGUGUUGCAUGAUUACCAAAAGUCGUCCAGUUUUGACCAAGUCGGGAGGGAGUUUCUCAUGCAGGAUAGGCAUGAGAGAGAUCGGACAGAAUCUGUCACGCUAGGUCCUGCAUUCCAGACCCCGUGGCUCAUGGAAAAGCUGCAUGACAAAUCGCGCAUUCUUCCAGACCCAGACAUUUUCACACUUGAUACCUGAUGCCGUAUUACAAAUUGCUGAUGCUGCGGUCACGACCUCCGACGUUAUUACCGAAGCCAAGGAAGCCAUGGAGCGAGCCAACACGACCAAGGGCCUCGCAAUGGACAGCGCAGCCAAAGCCAAAGGACACGCAGAGGAAGCCAUUAAAUUUGCCAACAAGGACGAUCCGGAGCGCUACGACUUGACGAAAGCACAAGACAAACUACAAACCGCCAUCGGUGAGGCCAAGGCCGCCGCGGCUCACAUCGAAGGGCUUCGCGCUGAAGUUGAAGCAGCCCAGACCCAGGCCGCCGCGGCUCACAUCGAAGGGCUUCACGCUGAAGUUGAAGCAGCCCAGACCCAGAUCCAGACCCAGACGUAGUUCUCUUUUAUUUUCUUCUUUCAAAAGUUGAACUUUUGAACGACUUGAACUUUUAAAGUUCAAGUCGUUCUCUUCCCUGUGCUGUACUAUGGUCUUGUUUCCAGACAAAACACCAGACACUUUUACAUUUGAUAAGGUUUGUCAUCCGACAGGCAGAGGACGGACCCAAAGUGGUUCGCUUUGGUUUCGUUCUCCGUUCAUAUGCAAAAAUAAAAAGAGGCACAAGGAGCCGCAGCCGCCGCGAGCGAAUCAUCCGAAAUGAAAAAACGUCAGGUUGUACCUCAUAUCAAAUGCAAAAGUGUCUGGGUCUGGAAGAUUGCGAGACUUGUCAUGCUUGUCUGGCAAGACCAAAAAGUUUGUGAUGCGUGUCCAAGAAGAGACCCUUUUGCCUGUCAUGCAAAAACGCAGUUUGUCAUGCGAAAAACGCAACACAAAAAAGCGCGGACAUUUCUCAUGCUUGCCUGUGCAUUACAAAGCAUUCACUAUUCCCAACGCAGCAUUACAAGUUUCCAGACCCAGACAUUUUUGCAGUUGAUACCUCCGCGACGCCGAAGACGCGGUCCGCACGGCGGACGCGCUCAUCCUCUCUAUGAAUUGCAAGAGUAACGUACUAGUAUAAAUUGCAAUACAAAUUGCCUCAGCAUUACAAAUUGAAUUUGUAAUGCGGAUUUGCCUUGGGAACUAGAUUUGUAAUGCAUAAAUGCAAUUAGUACGAGUACGAUACUUUUGCACAGGAUACUCUCCGCGAAGGAACAAGGGGUUCCGCUUCCGCAGGAACCGAAAUCGCCAGAGGUAGUAUGCACUUGGAAAGAGAAAGGCCCCGCACUACCCGCGCUAGUCGUCUCUCAUAGCGCAGCCCGCAUGUUAGUGAUAGUCAGACGAUGGAUGCGCAUCAAGGGCUCCCGGAAAUUUAUGCUAUGGCGCUUCAGGAGAGGCAUGCCCGAGGUGCCGGUGGCCGGAAACGGAGGCAGUUUUUUUGCAUAAAUGCAGGUCUGGAGACAAUAAAGUUCCUCGUAGUUGUAUAGGAACACUUUAGAGGGCCGUGGCGCGGGUAGUUCUCAGGCGACCUAUUUGUGCAUUGGGAUAUCUGUCUGGGUGGAGCAAAGUUGA